UCCAACAGGAAGAUAAACGGAUAUUCUAUAUUGUCCCGCAAAUCCACUGUGUAUGUGUGUGAGGGUUUUUUGUUUUUUUGUGUGAAAGUAAUCUCUGGCAUUUUUUCUCGGGGACCUGUGGUUGGAAAUUUAUUUACUCUGAGUGGACAUAAUAUUAGCUACAAUCACUGUAAAACUUGCUUUUGAAAAUCCCCCUAGCUUCUUUUUAAAGAUGAUUGUGUAGAAUUUUAUGUUUUCCCUACCAGGGUCGACAUGAAUCUUUUUUAUUUUUAAAUGCUCAGAUCUCUGUAAUUAUAGUCGAUAUCCUCAGCGUCUAGUGCUAUCGAUUUCCAUUACAGACAUAAUUCAUAUAAACGAGUAAGUAUGGUAAUUUACUGCGCGAGAUGGGGACGCAGACCAUACCUUAAAGUAAAGUAUUACUAACAACCUGGAAGGGGCAUGGUCACGCUUUUGUUCAAAAUUUAUUUUUCCGUUUUAUCUGGGUUUCUCAAAAGAAAAAUUCGGUUAUUAAUAUGUGAAAAUGUCGGGCGGGCGGGCGGCUGCCAAAAGGGUACCCACAAAUUGGAACUGCGCCAUUCAGUCACCUUUCCAGACCAUUCAGUUACCAUUCAGUUGACUGAAUGGCAGAGGUUUAUCCUGUGACCCCUACUGCACAGAUAACUCCUCCUACAGUUUUCAAGGCACAGGAUAUCAACUCAAAUCCGAACUCAUUUCCUGGGAUUGGCCGGAUAAAACUGACCAAUGAAAUAUGCGCAGGCAAUCCUUACAGCUGCGCCAAUGUUUCUGUGGGUUCUUGGUAGCGCUAACGAUCAUUCUCAUCACCAACCCCUAUCUCAUAGGCGACGUCAACCAAAUUCAACAGCCCCAUCAGCGGCGGCAGCAGCAGCGGCAGCAUGUCUCUGAGCAAAAGGACAGAGUCCGACACAUCCCAGCGGUGCCCAAAAAAUCAGCGGUGGUUUGUGUGUCGUGCCAAGAGCCCGGUCCUCGCCGACUUGUGGCAGACGUCGAUUGUCGGCGAAUCAUCGAAGGCGAUGAAAAUUAUAUUAAAAACGUCAGCAAGUUGAUGAAAAACAAGAAAUUUAAGUUUAAAAGUGAUGCAGAAAUAGCCGACAUUGCUAAAAACUGCGAUAAAUUUGUAAGGCACUAUGACUACCGGAAUUUCUACGUAACAAGAGAGGAAUUGGAUUUUCCUAUUGCAUACAGUCUGUUAACUUUCAAAGAUGCUAUACAAACUGAACUUCUUCUUCGAUCAAUAUAUAGACCCCACAAUGUUUACUGUAUUCAUAUAGAUAAAAGUGCCGAUCAAUCGCUACAUAGGGCAAUGAAAAAUAUUGCAAACUGCCUCCAAAAUGUGUUCAUUGCCUCCAAGCUUGAGGACGUUGUCUAUGGAGAUAUAAGUCGUCUGCGAGCGGAUAUCAACUGUAUGUCUGACUUGAUGGACUUUCAUUCUGUGCAAUGGAAAUAUUUUAUCAAUUUACCGCAUCAGCAAUAUCCACUGAAGACAAAUUCGGAAAUUGUGAAAAUUUUAAAAAUAUAUAAUGGUGCUAAUGAUGUUGAGGGCAUUACGAAACCCUCAAGAAUGUUCCGAAUUCGCUACCUAAAAUCCUAUAGAGUAGAAAAAGGCAAGUUACACAAUACUGGUAAAGCCAAAGGUCCACCGCCUCACAACAUCAGUGUGGUAAAAGGGAGCGCAUACGGGACAUUUAGUCGGGCUUUCGUUAAUUUCACACUUCAUGAUAAAAUGGCGAAAGACGUUUUACAAUGGUGCGAGGAUGUGUCCAGUCCCGAUGAAUAUUUCUGGGCCACUCUGAAUUUUAACAAGAAGAUCGAAGCUCCAGGUGGAUAUCCAGCUGUUCCUGACCAGAAGCCUUGGCUGUCUACCUUUGCUGCUUGGGGUGGUGUGCACCCCUGCCACGGAAAGUUUGUCCGGGGGGUAUGCGUGUUCGGCCUGGGGGACCUGACUGAGCUCGUGUCAAGAAAGGAACUGUUUGUCAACAAGUUUUAUUACUACUACCAGCCGUAUGCUCUUCAGUGUCUAGAGGAAUGGCACUUCAACAAUACCUUCAGUGUGUUACCAUUCAAAACUCAUUACUAUAAAACACUACCGUUCAUUAUUAGAUAGGUUUUUAGAAAAUUGGUUGAAUAUAUACUGUAUAUGUACAAUGUGUUUUUAUUCAUACCCUGGGUUGUUAAGUUGUUUAUUAAUGAUUACAUGAAAUGUAAUGCAGUAAAAAUAUUGCGUGAUAAAAGACACUGGUAUUUGA
Magallana angulata is the source of this 2264-nucleotide messenger RNA. RefSeq names its product beta-1,3-galactosyl-O-glycosyl-glycoprotein beta-1,6-N-acetylglucosaminyltransferase-like. Gene Ontology annotation, cellular component: membrane. The coding region runs from base 749 to 2122 and encodes 457 amino acids. Gene Ontology annotation, molecular function: acetylglucosaminyltransferase activity. Lineage: Eukaryota; Metazoa; Mollusca; Bivalvia; Ostreida; Ostreidae. The record is from RefSeq and is a predicted model, not a curated record. The transcript has 4 exons.